ACAGUUUGUACUUCCUGUACAUCGUCUCUAGUACGUUCAAAACUUUGUCUCGACAUUUCUUUCCGGCAGUUCUUUACAUUGAGGAAGAAAUAUGGCUCCGCGAUAUGAGAUCUGUGUUGGCCUUAACAAAGGUCACAAAACAACUGAGAUAAAGCAACAACAGUACCGCGGUGACCGUAAAGUUAAAGGAAUCCGCCCAUCCCGUACCAAGGGCAUUCAAACCAAACACACCAAGUUUGUUCGCGACCUCGUCCGCGAAGUCGUUGGCCAUGCUCCGUACGAGAAGCGAGGCAUGGAAUUGUUGAAGGUUUCCAAGGAUAAGCGUGCGCUGAAAUUCCUGAAGCGUCGUCUCGGUACCCACAUUCGUGCCAAGAGGAAGCGUGAAGAGCUGUCCAAUAUUCUGGCCCAUAUGCGUAAGGCCGCCCACAAGUAAGAGAACGGCAAGAGGUGGACUCUUUUGUUUUGCUUCGUUGGUAUAAGAAUUACAAAUACAGAAAAAAUAACUUAAAUAUAACAAAAUAUAAGUUCCAAAAGA
Molecule: messenger RNA, 535 nt
Organism: Toxorhynchites rutilus septentrionalis
Lineage: Eukaryota; Metazoa; Arthropoda; Insecta; Diptera; Culicidae
Gene: RpL36
Product: 60S ribosomal protein L36
Exons: 3
Coding region: 92-433 (113 amino acids)
Biological process (GO): cytoplasmic translation
Cellular component (GO): cytosolic large ribosomal subunit; ribosome
Molecular function (GO): structural constituent of ribosome
Source: RefSeq, a predicted model, not a curated record